Oppiella nova is the source of this 3959-nucleotide messenger RNA. NCBI's taxonomy places the organism in Eukaryota, Metazoa, Arthropoda, Arachnida, Sarcoptiformes, Oppiidae. The record is from the annotation of a GenBank genome assembly.
GUUGACAGCAAACAGUUUCUGUGAUUAUUUGGCUGAAGAUUGUUGAGUCAAUUAUCUGCGGACUCAUUCAUUGCACUCUUUGUUUGUGUAGUAUUUCACGUCAUUACAAGACGAGUGUUGAUGACCACAACACCAUCGGGGGUGCUAUGAGACUCACGCCUACCAUCGCUUGAGCCGAAGAUUAUCUCAUUACCGAGCGAUGAAUGAAGAGACGGUCGACACGAACGCCAACUCGACCUCCAAGUCGACGGCUGGGCUGACAUCGGCAUCGGAUCCGCUGGUGACUACAGCUGAGACGGUGUACGAGUUGGGCCGACAGCUGGACUCACCCACGCAUGUGGUGUCCGAGAGGGUGCAGACACUGGCCGCUCAGAUCUACACGGAGUUGCAGCGCAUUAUCAACCGCUGCAAUGAGGACGAGGAGGUGGUGUCCGGACUGAUGCCACUCGUGGUGAACGUGUUGGAGACGCUGGACAUGGCGCUCAUCGAGAACCAACAGUUUCAGGUGGAACUGGAGCUCUGUAAGGAUGACAACGAACAGCUGGUGACCGCUUUCGAGAAGGAGAAGUUGCAUAAGAAGAAAGUGGAACAAAGACUCUUCGAGUUUGAGUUCACCACCGAUGAGGAGAAGCAACACUACCAGCAAAAGAUCGACUCAUUGGCUAAUAUCGUCAAAAUGCUGGAACUGAAGGCCAAGAACUCCGCAGACCAUUCGUUUCGUUUGGAGGAGAAGGAGACGGAGAUGAAGAAGGAGUACAACAAACUGCACGACCGGUACAACGAAGUGCUCCGCAGUCACUGCGAGCUCAUGGAAAGGGUGAAGAUCCUGAUCGGAACCGAUGAGGGCGUGACGUCGCUCACCGCCGGCGCCAACAGUCUCACGAGUUUUAGUUUCAACAAAAUGCAGACUAAGAGAAACGAUUUGGAGGGCAGUGGCGAGGAAAGCAAUUAUAGCGAACAUAUGAGACGCGACUCCAGUAGUCCGACCCCUCGGCAGGCCUGGGCCGACACGGAGAUGUCGCUCGACGACAACCCCCAGUCGAUCAUCGAAGAAGUGGAUGAUAUUCCUCGCGAGCGCGACAGAGAUUACCAGAGUUUGACCGGCCAAUACGUUCAUCCGAGUGAAUACGCGUCCACUGUUACGGAUAACUUCUUCGGAAUGGAGAAAGAGAUCGAGAAUUUGAUUACAGAAAACAAUGAGUUAUUGGCGACAAAGAAUGCCUUAAAUAUAGUGAAAGACGAUUUGAUUGCAAAAGUCGAUGAAUUGCAGAGCGAGCUAACGAUGUGUACCAAUGAAAUACAACAGAGGGAUGCCGUCAAAGAGAGGCUCAAGAGUCGCAUCUCAGCGCUCGAGGAGGAGCUCAAGAAAUGCAAAGACGACUUCGAGGACAUGAAACAGAAAUUGUCGGUUCAGAAGGAGGACGAGGAAGAGAACGUUCCGAUGGCUCAGAGGAAACGGUUCACGAGAGUAGAAAUGGCGAGAGUUCUGAUGGAAAGGAAUCAAUACAAAGAGAGGUUAAUUGAGUUACAAGAAGCCAUUCGGUGGUCGGAACUCAUCAAAGCCACCAAAAGUGAGGGCGAGAAGAAGUCCGCCAUUUGGAAGUUUUUUAGUAAUCUCUUCAGUUCUCCGAGCGCUCCGCCGACCAGAGAGACGGCCGGUAGGGGUCAGGGGAGCGGAUCGCCGGCCGUCCGAUUCAGUUCAGCGAACCCUACGUCUGUGACGCCAGCCUUAGAUGCGAUGCGGAAGAGAGCGCGAGCGCACCAGACGGCCGGCGGCAACGAUCUGCUACUCCUCAUGGACUCGGACCUGAGUAGUGAACGAUCCCGAGCUCUGCGCAGUGUUAGGGCUCACGUGAAUCGCACGGGAAAUGGAGACCGAAUUCAGGCCUACGGUUGGAGUAUUACAGGCGUCGGCGAGUCGGGCAAUCAGUCCGACGAACGCAUGGCGUCCAAUGCAAUCAAAGGCACGUCAGUUCCCGUUCCUAUAUAUUGCCGGCCAUUGAGUGGCGACGACAUCGGAAUGAAGAUAUGGUGCGCCUGUGCUGUGGAUCUGACUGGUGGUGAGGCCGGCUUUCCCAACGAUAAGAGUGACAAAGAGAGCGCUUUAUCACCGGUUGAGUCUAAUAAGCAAAACCCAGAAACCGGUGCUAAAGAGCCGAACACCGCUUUGGCGGACUUGGAGUCGGAGUUGACUCAAGCGAUGAGCGAGCAAUCGAGCCGUUCAGUGGACAGUCACUUAUCGACGUUCGUAUGGAUCUGUAGUGUUAGUCAUUCCAAAAGCAAAGUCACAAUCGUUAACAUCCGGAGCAAUCCGGGAGAGGUUUUGGACUCUUUUAACGUCAAAACGCAUCUCUUAUGCAUUUCAUCCAUUCCUGGCGCUAAAGUCAAUGAUAUGCACGGCUCGGACGGCAUCGACGCCGACGACAACGAGAUUAAAGUAGUGGUGAAACAGGAGUCGCGACGAGAGAGCACUCAAAGCGAUCAUAAACUAUACGAUAGGAAGUCUGAAUCAACCGAAACGAAAGCCUACGAAUCGAAACAAACGGACGACACUUAUAGUCGCGAGGGUCUGACGGCCGACUCGACGGCAAAAGGUCCCACUUUAGACAAACUGUCGGAAUACGUGGCCUAUACGGAGCCCCCGUCGCCCACCAGCACCGCCGAUGACAUCUCGACGUCGAGUAAUGUGUUUCAGCCGAUGUCGACCUGUUUGCCGACGAUGUGGACGGGCGGUCAGAAUGGUAUGCUUUACGUGCACUCGAGUAUCGCUCAGUGGUCUCAUUGUAUUGCGAGUAUAAAGCUCUCGGACUCUGUGCUACAAAUAGUGCACAUUAAGGGCCGGGUAUUCGUGGCCUUAGCUAACGGUCAGUGCUGUGUAUUUGUUCGCUCGACAGUGACAGGGGAAUGGGAUUUCACACAAUAUUACACAAUAGACAUCGGAGUUGUAGCCAAUUCUGCGAUCAAUAGUUCUUCCGAUUCAACAAAUUUAAAGUCUGCGCCCAAUAGUGGCGGACAGUCGACGGCCACAAACCCCACGGCUUUGUAUAGCAUUCGGUGCAUAGAGGCGGCGAAAGACAUGAUUUGGUUGGGGUAUAGGAAUCUGGUGUUUAUACUGAACUCAAGCACUUUAAAAGUCGUCCAUUGGUUCGCCGUUCACCCGCGGAAGGAGACUCAGGUGCGGCAGUUGACUGUCUUGGGGGACGGCGUUUGGGUGAGCCUACGACUGGACUCCACUCUCAAGCUCUACUCGAGCCUUAAGCCGUUCCAACACUUACAAGACGUCGACAUCGAGCCCUACGUCUCGAAGAUGCUGAGCCCUAAGGCGUUCAGUUUCAUCCGGAUUACGGCACUGAGAGCCAGUAAUAACCGCAUUUGGAUCGGAACGGCCAACGGAGUGAUUCUCAGCAUCCCCUGCGGCGCUUCCAAGGAGGCGAACCCCUCGCAGAGUACGACAACUAUCGUGUCGUCGACGGCCAGCGGAAGGCUAUCGAUGUCCACAUUCGUACCCAUUUGUAACCUAACGGCGACUCAGCUCUCAUUUCACGGCCAUAAGGAUGCCGUCAAGUUCUUCGUGUGCACUAAGAACCUGAUCCUGAGUGGCGGCGAAGGCUAUAUCGACUUUAGACUUAAUGGCGACGACGACUCGGCCACCUCCCUGUCCAAAGGCGACAGGUCUCACCUCAUUGUCUGGGAGUUGAGUCCGUAGACACACACACCACACACCGGCAUAGGCUUCCGCUCCCGCACUCUAACAGCUAAAACUUGUACAUCUAAUAUGACAUUCAAUUUUACUCAAUGAUUAUUAUAAUAUUUAUUUUUAUUUUCCAAAUUUUCAUUACCAAAAAAGUAAUUUAUUUCGCAAAACGUAAGGUUAUGAGUAUAUUAUGAGUAUAUAUUUACGUUUUAGUAAUUCUAUCGUUAGUUUUAAGAGUUUUUUUUGUUGACUUGUUUAUCGAUUG